Molecule: messenger RNA, 3106 nt
Organism: Dreissena polymorpha
Lineage: Eukaryota; Metazoa; Mollusca; Bivalvia; Myida; Dreissenidae
Exons: 10
Coding region: 113-1822 (569 amino acids)
Biological process (GO): regulation of cell cycle
Cellular component (GO): spindle microtubule; cytoplasm; nucleus
Source: RefSeq, a predicted model, not a curated record
AGUGAGAAAAAAGAACCGUUUUUGUUUGGGGUUUCUUCCGGCUGACACAACUGCAGAAAACGAGAUCAAACUAUUGCUGAUUUUGUAUUUAUAUUUCCGACCCAGUGGUUCCAUGAGUAACAACUCAAGAAUGACUUCUGAACCUGGACCACCUCCGUUUCUCAGAGGUUGCAAAGUAUCCAAGUUCGACAAAGAAGCAGUAAAACAUUUUCAGGAGGAAUACACGUGCCGACGACACGCUACAACCAUCGUAGAUACUCUUCUACUCUCUAGCUACGACGUCCUUUAUUUCACGCCGAACAAUAUAUUUCUAAUUGAAAAUGCUGGUGAUGUACUUGACACCUUUCGAUUCAAGGAAAAGGAAGGAGACCGCCUCCCGCAUGUUUACUUUGCUCGUAAACAUGACAGCGGAACUCAACUAUUUUGCACUCGCUGUCCAAGUAGUUGCACAUUUGCCGAUGUUGACAGAUUCAUAGAUUCUACAUCUAUCAAUGUAAUUGUCUGCAAUGACCUAGAGGCACACAUUCAAGAGAUUCAAAACAAUAUUUUGGAUUUAGAACCAUGCAGUCAAGGGGCACAACGCUAUAUCGUUGUCUGCAACGAUUUAGAGGCAUGUAAUCAAGAGACAAAGCAAAAUUCUGUUGGUUUUGAAACAUGUAAUCAAGAAGAAUACCACAAUGAUAUUUUCUGCAAUAAUUUAGAAGCAUGCAAUCAAGAGGAACAACACUCUGACAAUGGUAUUGGCUACAAUAAUAAUGCAGCACGAAGUCAAGAAAUACAACGCAGUGUUAAUGUCUGCAACGAUUUAGAAGAGCGCAGACAAGAGGCCCAACACGAUGGUAUAGUCGUUCAUGAUAUUAAAGCAUGCAGUCAACAGGCACAGCUGGACGUCAGACAAUGCUCUGGAAAUAUUCAGACAUCAAGACAAAUGAUCUGCCUACAAGUGCAUCAAGUAAACAGAUCUGAAUAUGAUAUACCGAUGUUUACGCCGUUAGAAUCGAAUAUCAGAGAGACUACCGCAAGUGUCCAAAUUGAAGACUCACACAAUCGAGAUGAACGACAGCAAGCCGGUGCUGAUGAAGCCAGCUUUGAUGCUAUGACAGAAAUAUAUCACACCUUUGAUAGUCGAAAGGAAACAUUUGCGAGCAGUCCACUACGACACAUGGAGGAAGAGUUGGCUGAGGCUGGAUUUUGGUACACAGGUAUGGGCGACACGGUCGAAUGUUAUGCAUGUGCUGGACAACUCACAGACUGGGCGUUUGGCAGCGAUCCAUGGAAAAGACACUGUCUUCGGUAUCCAAAUUGUCCGUUUGCAAAUGAGAAGAAAGGUGAACAAUUCAUUAUGAUGAUGAUUGAUGACGAACAAGUAAUGUCUGGUGCACAAGCAAAUUGUGACAGCGAAAAUUUAACUAAAGAAGUCACACGACGUAUCGUUGGUAAAUACGUUGAACUCCUAACGAAUGACAUGGGUUAUAAUAUGCAAGAAGUCACAGAUGCUGUAAAGGACUUGGUAGAACAAGGAAAUAUGAACCCGUAUGCAGAAGAAAUACUUGAGAAAAUUGAAGUAAAUUUUGAACGAGACAACACAAUUCACGUGCAUAAGGAGAACCGAGAAUUUGCACAGACAGUCAAAGGGACAUUGGAGGAAAAUGAAUAUAUGAAGAGACGUAGUUUGUGCGAAAAUUGCAAGAGGAAACCGAAAAACGUUUUGUUUACGCCGUGUUGUGAUUUCGUUGUUUGUGCAAAAUGCUCUAACAGCAUGCGAGAAUGCUCUCGAUGCGGAAGACAGAUACAUACACGGAUUAGGACAUAUGCGGAGUGAAUAACACAUGUGCAUAAAAAGAACCAUCGAAUACAUUACAUUCACCACCGCUGUAGAGGCUGAGAAAGUAGUUCGAUGUUAUAAACGAUGUUUUAAUCGCAUGGUGUUAAAAUUUCAAGAAAUGUUGUGCUCUACUUUCUAAAAAGAAAUGUGAAGUAAACAUGCAUACUUUUCCCAGAAACGUUUUAAAGGAAAGCUUUAAAUGUUUGGGUUUUAUUAAUAUUGCGACUUUUCACCCAAGCUAUGAAAUCUUACAUUAUUGACUAUGACAACUGUAUUAUGACUUCUAUAAGGUGGAAGUAUAAUGACGAUGCUAAAUUUGUAUUACAUGUUUACGAUGCUGGAUUCUGAAAUUUGAACACGACAUGAUUCAUGGACACCCAUGGAUGCUGGGAUCAUUUAGGCAGUCAAACUGAAAUACCGGCGACGCCAACUUAGCACGUCUUAGCUGAACUGGAGAAGGAUAAGACCAAACUCGGGCCAGAAAUCCUCCGACAGAUUACAAUUCGUCAGGCUAUCUACUGUGUGUCUGGUGCCUGGAGGGAGGUUAAGAGUGUCACAAUUGUGAAGUGCUUCGGGAAAUGUGGGUUCACAGCAGAGGUGCUAUCUAGUGGUUUAUCCCAGUCAAUUGAGGUUGAAGUGUUAGAGUCAGACACUGAUGAUGAUGAUGACUGUCCCCUAGCUGUCGUUAAGAUGGCCAGGGAUCUGUUUGAUUGUGAAUUCAGAGAUUUAGUUGACAUUGACAAGGCAGUGCAUACGUGUGAUAACAAAAUGACCAACUGGGAGAAGGACGCGUCCGAGAUUUAAAAUGACAUUAAUGGUGAGUCCACUGACUGUGUAAGUUUUGAAACGGAGGAAGAAGAGGACAACAGUGAACCUAAAAAUGUGACUCUCUCUCAGGUUGCAGAGUAUCUGAGCGGUCUGAUGGACUUUGCUUUGUGUAAGGGUCAGGGAUCAAUGUUAGAUCAUGUCAUGCACAUCAAUGACUUCUUUGUUGAAAUGCGUGUGGAGGCAUCAUCUAAACAGACCAAAAUAAGUGACUUUUUCAAACAAUAAAUUGUCAGAUGUUUUAUUUCAUUGUCAUGAUUCAUAUGAUUAUGAUUGAUGGUGAUUGGAAUAAUGUUUAUUAUUAUGAUACUUAAGAUGAUAAUGAGAAUGUUCUGUUUCAUUGACUUGAUUUGUGAUGUUGAUGGUGAUUAGAAAGAUGAAUAUGAUAUUUUUUUAAUGAAAAUGUUGUUUUAUAGCUUAUCUUAGAAAGGAAUAAAUAAAAUUAUUUUACGUCUA